Molecule: messenger RNA, 1758 nt
Organism: Parathielavia appendiculata
Lineage: Eukaryota; Fungi; Ascomycota; Sordariomycetes; Sordariales; Chaetomiaceae
Exons: 3
Coding region: 141-1643 (500 amino acids)
Molecular function (GO): protein binding
Source: RefSeq, a predicted model, not a curated record
CACGCUCCCAUACACUCUCAGUUGACCCAUUCCCUGGACCCGUUAUUGCUUGACGCGCAGCCAAUCAACUUUCCUUUAAUCGCCCCGCUUUAACAUUCGCCCGCACAACCUCAAGUCCAAGUCCGAGUCUGCGAAUACCGAUGUCCGGUAAUCUAGCGUUUGGCAAACUCGGCCAAUCCAGCACCACCACCAUGUCGAACUCGUUCGUGAACCAACAAUUCCAACCCGCUCAAGGUCUUCAGCCCGUUAUUCCCUUUGAGCGGCCACCGCAGCAAUCUCGCACUCCGCUCCGAGCGCGCGUCGAGACGCCUAUCCAUCCACCCCAGGUACCUCCAGCCCGCCCUCCCCAGUCGACGCCAACCCGGCAACAACCACGGCCGAUCCCGCAACAAGCCCAGCAGCAGCCCCAAGCCCAGCAACUCCAAAGCCAACAGGACGAACUGGACCAGCAGUUCCGCCAGGCCGAGCAAGCCUACCUGGCAGCGUACAACUCCAAUGCGAGGGCUCCACAGCCUGUGUAUCAUACCAUCGAUCCCACGAAGACCACACUGAGAGCCGAGUCCCCUUACACUCCUAACCCAUGGAGACAACCGGAACCCCCCAAUAGCCUGCGCUUCGUCCAGCCCCAACCUGGCGAGACUUCUCAGCAGCACACGAACGGACAGGGACAUCAACAAGAAGUCGGCGAUGAUCAGGAUGAGUCAUUGCAGGGGGACGACUCGGGUGCGGACGAGGAUGGAGACGAGAACACGAACGAAGCAAACGGCGCCGCCUCCGAUGGCCCCAAGGACAUCGCGCCUCUGGUGCAGGACGUAAAACCCCUCCACUACCCGGCUGUUCGUCCGACCCUCCUUCUCGGCCCCUACGAGACGCGCGAGGAGGCGCAAAAGGCGGCCAUUGAGUACGGCAUCGCUCAGGGGUACAUGCUGAUCCAGACCGGGUGUGCGCGGGCCAAGACGUGCUGGGAGGGCUACGGCCCGGAGCGGCCGCUCGUGCGCAUCGACCUGAUGUGCGACCGCAGCGGCAUCUGCAAAAACAUGGGCACGGGCAAGCGCAAGCGGCCAACGCACAAGAUUGGCUGCCCCACGCGCAUCAAGAUUGUCCGGCGCAAGCGCGACGGCUGCAAGUGGUUCAUCGACCCGCGCUGCGAGCUGCACAACCACGACCUCAACGUCGGCAACAUGGAGUCGCUCGCGAGCUACCGCCGCUACCGCCGCAUCCAGGCCGGCGGGGCGCGAGUCGAGUCGCGCAAGGAGCGGUCCGAGCGCAGGAAGAGGGGCACCUUUGGCGAGCUGCAGCCGGCGCCAGUGCCGCCUCCGACGUUUCAUAAUACCGGCCCGCAGCCGCCGAGCGAGCCGACAGGGCCGGUCCACAUGGCUGCCUACAAGGGGCAGGUCAAGAUCCUUGAGAUUCUGCUCAACAAGGGCGGGGACAUCGAUAUCUAUGACUCGACGGGCAGGACAGCGCUGCAUUGCGCGAUUCUGGGUGGGCGGAUGGAUACCCUCAAGCUGCUGAUUGACAAAGGGGCGAAUGUCUCGCAAUGCGACUCCAAGGGUCUGAGCCCGCUGCGGCUGGCUGUCGAGAAGGGGAUGGAGGACGCGGUGGUGGCGCUGAUUGAGAAGGGGGCGGACCCGAACAAGUGAGCAGUUGGCUACGGGGGAUGAAUCAGUCAUGGGUUGUCUCAGUACAUCUACCUAGACCGGAAGUUAACGCAGUGCUUGGUGUCCAAGCGACUGUCCUACCCGACCACCCCGCCAC